Molecule: messenger RNA, 1891 nt
Organism: Xenia sp. Carnegie-2017
Lineage: Eukaryota; Metazoa; Cnidaria; Anthozoa; Malacalcyonacea; Xeniidae
Product: monoacylglycerol lipase ABHD6-like
Exons: 5
Coding region: 277-1281 (334 amino acids)
Source: RefSeq, a predicted model, not a curated record
UCCUUAUAUACUCCAGUCUAGUGUCUUCAUCAGAAGUGACCUGAUGUUGAAACUUGAGUUUUUAUAUACUCCAGUUUGGUGUCUUCAUCACGAAUGAUCCAAUCGACUUCAGCUACUUCCUUUGAUGAUGAAAAACGCUCUCGCGGGAUUGUUCACUUUAAUAUUCCUUACAUGAAGUUUAACAAAUUUCGUUAAGUAAAUAAAUUGUUCAUUUGGAAAUAUUUUUAUUUUAUUUUAAAUCAAAAGCAAGAAAUCGCUGUAUAUAAUCAAUAAAUCAUGUUUGUGAUUCAACUUUUAUUUGAUAUCUUGUUUUUUAUAUUUAUUGCAUUCGUUUUAACAGCGCUGGCUUUUGCUUGUGUUUAUUUUCUUCGUCCUGUUUGGCUUAUCUAUCUUAUAAAUUGGUGCAGAAUGAAGCGUGCAGGCUUGGUUAAACGUUCCUUAAAGGUCACAGAUGCUCUGAAAAUUUCAUAUUUGGAAAGAAAGUCAUCGACCAACAGUCCUUUGUUGAUAUUUGUUCAUGGUUUUACAAGCGAUAAGGAAUUCUUUUGUGAAGUAUCUAGUCUGUUGCCAUCAAUGUUCCACAUGGUUUUAAUCGACCUUCCCGGCCAUGGUGAAUCCACACCUAGAGACAAAACGGCAAUGUACAGUCCAUCAGCUUUUGUGGAUUAUCUACAUGAGUUUAUCAAAGCCUUUGGUGUGGGCGAUAGAAGAUUUCAUCUUAUUGGUUCCUCGCUUGGUGGGUGUAUUGUGGGAUCUUAUGCGGCAAAGUAUGGCGACGAAAAUCUAUCCUCCGUUGUCGCUACUUGUCCCAGUGGCAUACGGUCUCCGAUUUUUACCGAAUUUCUCCAAAAAAGCCACGAGAACGUCAUCAAUGGCGUUUUUGAUAACGUUUUGAUACCAACUAUAGUGGAAGAUUUUCAAAAGAUAAUGCGUUUGGUUGCCUAUCGCAAAGUAAAUAUUCCCAAACAGAUCGCUCGUGGCUAUGUCGAAAUAAAACAAAGGAACGCUGAUAUGUACAAGAAAGCUCUGAGAGAUAUGAACUCCGAAGAGGAAUAUUUGUUGCUGGAUGGUCUCCUCGAGGAUAUCAAAUGUCCAAUGUUGUGUCUGUGGGGUGAAAAUGACGAGGUGUUACACGUCUCAGGAAGUGACGUCAUUAAAGAACGCGUCAAAGAUGUCGAAGUUCAUAUUUUGAAGGAAUGCGGUCACGCUUUGACGUUGGACAAACCCAGAGAAAUGGCGAAACUUAUUUCACAAUUUUUGGAAAGAGUUCUCUCCUCUUAAUCGCAGUAUAAUGAAUGAAUGAAUAGUAGGAUCACUUUGCGCCGUGCGGUAUUUUGGUGUGUUUUUGACGAGAUUACUUAUGGCAGUCAGCCAAGCUCGAGGUGCUCCUGGCUGUCGUCAUGGUAAUCACCACUGAACUAAAAAUACAUGGAACGCUAUCUGCAGCAAAUAAUUGAAGCCAAGUCAUACACCCAGACACGCGUGUGUAGCGUUUCGAGAUUCUCUCGCGGAGUAAUAAUUGAUUGAACUACACGCGCGUGUCUGAAUGUAAUCUCGCGUGUCUGGGUGUUAAAUUUGGCUUCAAAAAAUUACUAGUCUUUUCUAUUACAGGUAGCGUUCCUUGUAUUUUAGUUCAAUGGUACCGACUGACGUUAUUCAGCGCAGUGGUUUUCUGUUUGUUCAUGUUACUUUGUCUUAAUUUUUUUGCAUUAUUUUUAUCGAGGUAGCACUACAACACCUAAAUCUAAAUAACUUGCACUAAUUGUCGCCCGGGGACGUAUGGGACAUACAUAUACAUAUAUAUGGGAUACGUAUGGGACACAUAUAUACGUAUGGGACAUAUAUAUGUCGAAACAUGUCUAUUUUAAAAAAAAUUGUCGUUUUUAUUGAA